Vombatus ursinus (common wombat) is the source of this 2688-nucleotide messenger RNA. RefSeq names its product raftlin, lipid raft linker 1 (gene RFTN1). Bases 1 to 1758 code for a protein of 585 amino acids. Lineage: Eukaryota; Metazoa; Chordata; Mammalia; Diprotodontia; Vombatidae. The transcript has 10 exons. The record is from RefSeq and is a predicted model, not a curated record.
AUGAACUCUUCCCCAGCAACCCCGAUAGUGGAGAAGAAUCCAGCCACCCACGAGUCCUGCCUCCCCGUUAAAGACCCCCAGCCACCUUCGCCCCUGGAGUGGCGACAGAUUGUCAGGGGAAAAUCGAAAGUAAAGAUAAAGCUGAGCGAAGGAAGGCCACCAACCCAAACAGCAGCCACGGAACUGGCCACGUCCACCUGGAACAAACAGGUGGCAUCAGACGGUGAUCUAGAGCCUCCCUGUAUGCUGGGGAGACGUCAGGCCGAUGCCCCGGCCCCUCCGCUGAUGUGGGCCAGGGGUCUAGGCCGGAUGGACGUGGCUCAGUGCCAUUACCCUUGGCUAUCAGACCUUCGCCCCAGAGCCGGAGAACCAUCUCAGAAAAAUGAUUUUCAUAAUGAAGGGUACAUCUUGGAAUUAGAUUGCUGUUCCUCCUUGGACCACCUGACAGACCAAAAAAUCAUCCCGAAUUUCAUUAAGAAAAUCCAAGAUGCAGCAAGUCGGGGCCUAGAGUUUGUGGGCGUUGUGCCUCAGUACCAUUGCCCUGGGAACUCUGCAGGAAGCAGCCCACUGACCCCAACUGCCAACGGGUCGGGGGAGUCGAGAGAUGGGAAAACCACGUCAGACCAAUCGGAAGACCUCUCGUCCUUGGAUAGGGAGACCCCAGGGUCGGCGGAUAUGAGCAGCACGCCGGCAGGGUCUCAGGGCGACGCAGAGCCCCAGGAAUGCGGGACAGGCGACAAGCAGGUUGCUGAACCACCAAACUUAUCCUCUGUAGAGGGAAAUGGAGCAGAUUCACCAGAGAAGGCAGAUGGAUUCACAGCAGACAAACGGGAAGGCUCCGACCCUCUGGCUGGAAAAAUGGAGAUUUUCACCAUUUUCAACAAGCCGAAGAGCCAGCUAGAACGGUGCCGACAAUACUACACAGUCACCAUCCCGCUCAGGGUCUCCAAAAACGGACGGACGGUCAACAGCCUCGACGCGAACUGGCUGGAGCACAUGAGUGACCACUUCCGGAAGGGGGGCGUGCUCGUGAACGCCAUCUUUUAUCUUGGAAUGGUAAAUGAUUCCUUACAUGGCUUGACAGAUGGAGUAUUCAUCUUUGAAGAUGUUUCCACAGAAGAGAACAAAGCCACACAGGGCUAUGAUGCCAUUGUUGUCGAACAAUGGACCGUCCUAGAAGGUGUCGAGGUGCAGACAGAUUACAUCCCGCUGCUGAACUCCCUGGCCGCCUACGGCUGGCAGCUCACCUGUGUGCUCCCCACGCCCAUCGUAAAGACCAACAGGGAGGGAAACAUGGCCACCAAACAGAUCGUCUUCCUUCAGAGACCCUCUCUACCUCAGAAAGCCAAGAAGAAGGAAUCCAAGUUUCAAUGGCGCUUCUCCCGUGAGGACAUGCACACCCGGCAGAUGAGAAAAUCCAAGUCUAAACUGAGUGCCCGCGAAAAACAGAAAAUGGAAGAAAAUGAGAAAAAUCAGGAAGACCCGUUUCCCAGAGCUGGGGAUGUAGGCAACUGUCUGCCUGCCUUAAGUCAGGUGGACGGGGUCCCAAGUGAGGAUGGGGAAGGGGUCCCUCAGGAGCUGGGUGGGGGUCUUCAGGGGGCAGAAGGCAAAGAGGCGAACGCUAGCUCAGAGGUGAACGCAGCUGCUGACCGCAGGGUCCCCUGUGAGGCGGUGGUCACCUGCAACGGAGAGGAUAACCAGGAGGAAGGGUCCGUGGUGGCCGCUGGAGCAGAGCCUCCCGCGCCAGAAGAAAUCUGACUCAAAACAGUUUUCCGUGAAUCGAGGAGAGUUUGGCUGACCGCCUUCCUUGGGAGGACUUAGGCGCAGACCGCUGUUUGACUUGGCAAUACACCGCCGUGGUCUCUUCGAAAGAGAACUCCAUACUCCCUCACUCCACCAUAUUUUGUUUCUGCACAUACGUUUGAAAUGUCUUAAAAUGUAAGAGUUUGGGCAGUUUCUCCUGGUGUCUGAGAACCCAGGCCCUUAGCCCAGAAGCCCCUCACUCUCCUUUCCCUGGGGUUUGAACAAUCCAAUGCAAACUUCCUCUUUUGGGCAAAGUUCAAGUGGACUUCCCUGGGCCAGAACCAAGUUUCAGCCUGCCCAUAAAGAAUGCCAACACCCCCAUUGCAUUCUGCUACAAUUGCCUGGCCCUUUCACAGGGUCAGCAGUACCCAAAAGUCCAUGUUUCCUCAUCCUUAGAAGUCCUUAAACACUCACUACUGCUUUGGCAAAAUGGUGCUAGGCAAGGAGUAUGGUACCAACUUCCCUGUGGAGAUCUGAGAGUAUUCCCAUAGACAUUAGUUAUCUGGGGAUGAAAAGUGAAUUCUCUUUGCUUACCUGUUGUUGAAGUCCAUUUGAGUGCUCUGUGUUUGUAUCAAUUCCCCCCCUCCCAAAAAAAAGAGUUUUUGUAUCCAGUAUGUCCAAUGCAUACAUUUGCUUUGCUGUCAUUUCAGGGUGGCCAUAUUUGGUUGGGUGCCCUUGCUUCAUACAGUUUUAAUCAGUGUAUCAUUGAUGGAGUUGGUGCGCUAUGUAAUGCUGUGUCUAUGAAGUAUGUGUAUUGUCUAGAAAGCCUUGUUCAGACUGAUAAAAUUAGGAAGAACACUCAAACUGUAUUUACCAAAACAAUGGCCUGUCCUUUCUUUCUUGCUUAGUUACUUAAAGCAAUAAAUCACCCUUGAGUUUAGCGCA